Messenger RNA from Symbiodinium natans, 3168 nucleotides. The record is from the annotation of a GenBank genome assembly. Lineage: Eukaryota; Dinophyceae; Suessiales; Symbiodiniaceae.
AUGGCCUCCGUCACCAUUGCAGACCGUGGGCCUCCCUUACGCUACGAGGGAUGGAGCACGGCGACAGUGGCUGCCUCGUUUGCGGCUGCGGCCGACCGCUGGGCGACAGCAACGGCUCUGGCAGGUGGCGACAGCUUUGAAGGCCUUGGCGAAGUCGAGGGCAACUCCGCCCCCAAGGUCCUUUCCUAUGCAUCGCUGCGAGCGCUGGUGGCUAGCACUGCCGUGCGUCUCCAUGCAGCUUCGGAAGGACUGGAGCGGGAUCGGAAGGAAGUCAUGGUCGCCCUUUUCGUGGAUGAGGCAGCGCCGCUGGUGGUUGCGAUGCUGGCAAUCCUCUGGGCUGGGCUCUGCUUCGUGCCGGUGGAUCUCGCCGCGUGGCCUUACGACCGCUGCCGCUACGUUCUCGACGUGUCUGGAGCUGCUCUAGCGCUGGCUUCCGAGGCGCGUCGCGAGGCCGCUGCCGGACUCCUGGGAGCGGACGGAGGCUGCGCCCUCGUGAUGCUGGAGGAUGCCCUGGCAGCGUCUAGUCAGGCCGUGUCGCCUCUGCUGUCGGCACCUGCGGAUGUCGCACCGGAGGACUUGGCUUAUGCUAUUUUCACCUCCGGCUCCACAGGGCGGCCCAAGUGUGUUCUUUGUGAGCACCGGGCGGCCGUAGCCUACGCCUGGGCCAAGGCCCAGGAGGAAUCUCUCGGGCCAGGCAGCCGGCAGCUUCUGGGAUCACACUUCACCUUCGAUCCUGCACAAGGCGAUGUUUUUGGAGCCUUGACACUGGGAGCCACUCUCGUCACGCUGCCCCGCUCGACUGUCCUGGGUGCAUUGCACGAUGCUCUGGGCUUGGAUGUCACCCAUGCCACAAUGACUCCAACACAGUGGUCACUGAAGGCCCCUGGGCCACUACCAGAGCUGCAGAACCUGACUUUGUGUGGGGAGACCAUGCGAGUGGACACCAUUGAGACCUGGUCGCCAGCGCUGGCCUUGCGCAAUAUGUAUGGCGUCACGGAGGCCACUGGCUUGCAGACGUCGCACCGCGUGGUCACUGGCGACUCUCCGAAACUGGUUGGCUAUGCCCUGCCUGGCUACGUCGUCGCUCUCUCUGAGGAGGGCGAGAUCUUGCUGGCCGGCCGCGGCUUAGCUAGAGGUUACCUUGGCCGCGAGGAGGAGACGCGGCGGAGGUUCGUGGACUUUCGACACGCCCUGGAUGACACCACCUUGGAGGCCAGGGCCUACUGCACCGGCGACCUCGGCCUAAUGGGCCCGCAGGGGCUCGUGCUCAAGGGCCGCCGGGACCACCAGGUAAAGAUCUCUGGCGUUCGCAUCGAGCUUUCCGAGGUGGAGCUUGCUGUCCUGGCUGCCGGCAUCGCAUCUGCUUGCACCGUGGUUGUCGCCCAGGGCGUGUUGGUGGCACAUGUUGCGCUGGGUGACCACACCUUUGACUGGAUCCUCCGCGCGACUUUGGAGGCCUGCGCAGCUGCGCGCCUGCCCAAGGAGGUGGUGCCACACCACUUCCAGCCGCACGUUGCCCUGCCGCUGGCCGCUGGAGGAAAAGUGGACCGGCAGGCCCUGGAGGCGCUGGGCCUUCCCCGGGGCCCCGAGGCGGCGCCCGGCGGCCCGGCCACCACGGCGCUGGAGGCCGCCGUGGCCGUGGCCUGGGCUUCGGCACUGCGCCGGCCCACGGAGGAGCUGGGCCGCGGCUCCAACUUCCUGUGGCUUGGUGGCGACAGCCUCGCCGCGCUGCGUGCCUGCAGGGCCCUGCGCGAGGAAGUGCGUUCCGCAGCCUUGGUGGAGCCGCAGGAUCUGGACGUCCAGCAGGAGCAGCGAGGCGAGGCCGGGCUGCUUGUGGAGGCCGAGGCGCCGCCAGGAGCUCUUUGUGUGCUCAGCGCCGCCCUGGGCCCGCUGGCACCUUGCGAGCUGAUGGCAAGGCCGACACUCCAGCAGUAUGCGGCCUUUCUGGAGGAAGAGGGCAUCGAGGCGAAAGGCGCAGAAGGGCCUGUGGCCGGCUAUCCUGCUGUCAAGACGGCGGCGGGGCCUAGCGCAGGUCUGCCCACUGAUGGGGAGGAACCCCUUGCCAAAAUGGCAGGUGUGGACGACAGAGGUGCUGGCGGCUCGGCGGAACUGGCGCUGGCUGCUGCAGCACGUGAGGGUCGAGAGGAGUUGGUGAAGGCGCUCCUCCAGGUCGGGACCUCUCCCAACGGCAGCGCGCGGGGGAUGCCUCCCAGGGGUUACACGCCUCUGCAUGCCGCCUGCGCGGCGGGGCAAGAAGGCGUCGUGGCCAUGCUCCUGGAUGCCCGGGCCAAUGUCAGAUCCAUGACAGAGGCGAGGACGAGCCCCGCACAACUGGCGGCAGCCCAGGGCGAUGCGGCCACCCUGGCUCGACUUCUGGCCGUCGAGGGCGCUGAGGGGGUGGCCACCUGGGCGCGCGACGUGGACCAGCAGACUAUCCUCCACCUGGCGGCGAGGUCCGGAGAGGUGAAAGCUGUGGAGACUGUGCUGGUCAAAGUGAAGGGCCUCCGCGCCAAAGACGGCGGCUUGGAAGCCAAGGAUCGUUGGAGCAGGACGGCCCUCGAAUGGGCGGUGGCCAACGGCCAUGAGGAGGCAGCAGUGUGCCUCAUACGGAAUGGCGCCUUCUCAGGCGGCAUCCCGGAUGCCCUUCUGGAGAACUACCAGGUGGACCUCUCGGCGCCGUCCAAGCCUGGACAGCCCAAAGCGGCGCGGAAGGAGGUCCAGCCUGAUGCCAAGAUCGCCUCACUCGUUUCCUCGCUGCCCUCCAGCGCGGAGUGUUGCGAGGAGAAGCAGCUCUUUGCCCUGACAGCUCUGCGAGACUUCUGCUGCGGCGCCAAAGAACACCGCGACGCGGCGCGGCGCAGCGGGGCCGUGGGCAGGCUCCUGGCCUUGCUAUCCGGCCAGCGAUCAGAGGUGGUGGCUGCCGCAGCUCAGACGCUGCGAAACAUUGCGGCAGAUCGACCAGGAGCGACAGCCUUGUGCGAGGAAGGAGGUGUGGCGCUCCUUCUGGACGUUGUCAAGCGAGGGGAGAACUCUCCUGAGGCCUGGCGGGCUGCUUCCGCGCUCGCAAACAUCGCGGAGUUCGCAGAACUUGCUCCAGUGCUUCGUGAGGCUGGUGCGGUCCCUGAGCUUCGCAGCCUCUCGGGGCAGCUUCCCAGCAGUUUGCAGUGA